AUGUUUAAGGCCACGAAACUUUUAAAGAAAUCCUCACAAAGUUUCUACAAAACGAAAUUAGAAAUGAAAUCGAAUGAGAAGAAUGAGCCAGAAAAUGAACGUGAAUUAGUUGCAGCAACAACUGUGGAGGUUAAUAAUUCCGAACCUUUAAAACAAUUUAGUUUAAAAGGAAAUCAAUUAAGCGGCAGUAUAUUAAUUGGAAAUUAUACUUACUUGACCCAAUUGGAAGUGAGUGAAAAUGAAAUGGAAGUAUUGGAUUUAAGUUCUUUAGCGCAAUUGGAGACUUUAAAGUGCAGUCAUAAUAAAUUAACGGAACUAAUGAUAAAUGGCAACAAUUUAGUUUCUUUACAAGCCGACAGCAAUUGUCUUCAACAAAUUUCUGCUUCUCCCGUGCCCCAGAAACUCUGCCAAGUGAACAUUUCGAAUAAUUAUUUUACAGAAUUACCGAAAUGGCUGAACGAAUGUGAACGUUUAGAAAAUCUAAAUGCCAGUCAUAAUCAAUUACAAAAAAUUACUGAUUUUAUUUUGACUAGUAAAACGUCUGCCCUAAAAUCUCUCAAUUUGUCUUAUAAUCGUUUACGGAUAAUUGAAAGAUUAUCGGGACGAUUCGUCACGUUACAAUCAUUGCAAUUACAGAGCAAUGAACUGCAAUUGUUAACCGAUAAUUUGUUCUCAAUAACGUAUAAAUGCUUGAAGGAAUUAAAUAUAUCAUGCAAUAAAUUGCAAGUUCUUCCCCCAUCAUCAGUUGAGACGGCGACGAAUGAUGAAAAUGCAGUUAUGGUGCUUGAAGACCUGAGGAUUUCGAACAACAGUCUCGAUGAUCGAAUAUUUGCGACUUUAUUUCGCGCCAAACGCUUGAAAGUACUCCACGUAGCUUAUAAUAAAAUUUCUACAAUACCUGCAGAUUUCCUAGACACUUGCAGCAGUUUGGAGGAAUUAAUGUUAUCGGGUAAUUUGUUGCAACAAUUACCUGACGAAAUAAGUAAACUUAAAUACUUGGAAGUGUUAAGGUUACAUUCGAAUCUAUUGUUAUCUAUUCCCUCUUUAAAUCAAAUUUCGAUGUUAAAAGUCUUAGAUUUGGCUCACAAUCAUUUAAAUCAUUUGGAUCUAUUGAGUGUACUGCCCAGAAAUUUAAAAUAUUUGGAUUUAUCAUGCAAUUUCCAAUUGCAAGUAGACGAACAGCAAGUGAAAAUAUGCCGCAAUCAACGAAAAUGGAGUUUGAUAGAUGUAACUGGGAAAAAUCGCUCCAAUUUACCAAUCAAUGGUCAAACGGAGCAAAGAGAAUAUAACUCUGCACAGAAACCCCCUUGGUUAAUAGGCUUCUCAGAAACUCCUGGCAAAUGUCGGAAACUCUUGGUAGCGCAAUUAAGGGAAAUGAAAUUUCGUACGGACGAAGCCUUGUUGGGCAUGUUUGCGAUUGAUGUGCCGGCAUCAGGCUCUGCCACAAAAAUGGCUCAUAUUAUACCGAAGUUAUUUCAACAGGAACGUUCAAUUAAGGAUAACAUAGGCCAGUAUAUGAAGUACACUUUGCUGGCUCUGCAAAAGAAAUUAAACAAUCAAUCUAUAGCAGAUGCUAUACUUUGCCAUAUAGCCCGCGAGAAUGCGCGAGGCAAGGAUUUUGUAAGGUCACAUAAAACCAAACGCUACAUGCUUCGUGUAGCUAGCAUAGGUGAAAUUUCAGCCUAUUUGAUACGUCGCACAACCAAUUUUCAACUCAUUAAUCAAGCCCAAGAAGGUUGCAUACUUUCUUCCACAAAAACUUUACCGGAUCCGACUGUAACUGAGUGUAUCCUUAAUAACGAUGAUGAGUAUCUCGUGAUCGGAAAUGCCAAUUUAUGGUCAGUUAUGGAUGUUGACCGAGUAGCUCGGGAAAUACGUAAAGAAGAAAAUGUCAUAUUGGCUGCAAAAAGAAUGCAAGAUAUCGCGCAAAGUUUUGGUGUCAAAGGCAAUCUCAGCAUUAUUGUAGUACGUUUCAAGAAUAUAGGCACCGAUGUCGAUUUUCUGAUCAAAGAGUUAAAGCAAAUUGUUAGAAAAAAGCCUCAACCUUUAAAUCUCAGCAAUAGCACUUCUGGAUUCCCUAAUGUUUGUAAGAGGACUUGUUGCGAUCGUAGUUUAACAUGCAGACAUCGUUUCAGUGCGAUACGUCCUUUGGUCGGUUUCGGUGCACGCAGCGAUCGUUCUUCACCAAGUGGUCAAAGCGAUCCACCUUUAAGUGUAGUUAAUCAGAAAUUGGAAAACGAUGGCGAGUACAUUUUGGCUCAUGCUCGCGUCUUAGAAGAAACUACAGAAAUGGAAAUGUUAGAUGAAACUGACUCAGCCCUCUCGGAAGAACAAUUCAAAUGCUGGGAAUAUAUGUUAGAGCAAAAUACUCAGCUAUUAUUUGAUAAGGAAUUGAAUACCAUCUCGAAAACUUUCACGAAAAAUCGCAAUGCAAUAGAUCGGAAAAUUAAUAAAACUCCGGAACGUUUCGACUUGAAAUCCAGCCUCUUAAAAUCUAACAAUCAAAAAUUCAUAUCGACUAGUUCGCCUCAGCUUUUGCAUACAGAAGCGAAAAAACCGUAUGGCACAAGUUCAUAUGCUUUCCAAACUAAUAAUGUUCAUAAUUAUCAUCAGCCCUCAUUCCUGUCAAAACAUUUCGGAAGUUCACGUUCUUUUGGUGCUGGAUAUAAUUUAUUUUCGGAUGGUAAAAGUCGUGAUUCUUUAGGUGGCGGCGGCGGCGGCGGCUUGUCAAAAUUUAGUGGUGGACCUAAUGCUGCGUACUUUGGCUCUUUACAACGUCUGAUGCCGUAUAAUUUGGAAUAUGAUUUCAAUUUGACCCGAGAACGUUCAGUUCAUGAUGAAGACGACGACGAUGAUUUUAACGAGCAAGAGAAUCGUAUACGUAAAUAUUGGGGUGUCGCUACCACCGAAUUGUAA
Molecule: messenger RNA, 2916 nt
Organism: Glossina fuscipes
Lineage: Eukaryota; Metazoa; Arthropoda; Insecta; Diptera; Glossinidae
Gene: Phlpp
Product: protein phosphatase PHLPP-like protein
Exons: 3
Coding region: 1-2916 (971 amino acids)
Molecular function (GO): protein binding
Source: RefSeq, a predicted model, not a curated record